Molecule: messenger RNA, 940 nt
Organism: Durusdinium trenchii
Lineage: Eukaryota; Dinophyceae; Suessiales; Symbiodiniaceae
Source: the annotation of a GenBank genome assembly
AGAGUGUGGCUCCAGCCGUGCCCUUGAUAAAUUCUCCAGCUGAGCGCCUUCAGCUUCUAGACAUGGCGACGGCCAAGCGAAAAAUUGAAAAUGCUCCAAACCCAGAUGGUGCAAAGUCAAUCCGUGGUUUGGACUUGCCCACCUAUGAUGGUGCUGGCCUGCGGAUCGGCAUUGUAAGUGCUAGAUGGAACUCCGUGGUGUGUGAUAGCUUGGUUGCAGGGGCGGUUGAAGCUCUGAAGUCCUGCAAUGUCACGGACAUCAUCACCGAGCACGUUGCUGGAUCCUACGAAAUACCGCAGGCAGCACAGGCGAUGCUCCUCACGGGUCACUUCGAUGGCAUCAUUUGUAUUGGCUGCCUCAUCAAAGGUGGCACCAUGCAUUUCGAGUACAUCAGCGAGGAGAGUCAUUUUCUUGCGUCCAGUUUCUGUCUUCGUCGCGGCUCCCAAACAGACCUGAACUGGACCACAGAAGAUAUUUGUGAACUUGGGUGCCAGGCUGUGACACAGGGAAUCAUGAGGCUCAACCUUGAUUUCAAGGUGCCUGCCAUUGGCUCAGAGACCGGGCUGGUGGUGAGCCAUUGGGCGUUUGUCGCCAUCGUCGUGGUCCGCAUCACCAGCCGCUUCCGCAGUUCCGUUUUGUUUGCAUCACCGGUUAAAGACCGCGUCUUGUUCAAUCGCCAAAUCGGAGGAAAGUAGAGAAAGCCAUGAGAAAAGAACGAACAACAAGCACCUCAGCACAUCUCACCCUCCUCAAGUGCAUUGGUUCGAUGUUGCGGAACGUGGUGAUCUCCUUGAUUGCUGAGGUGAUCUAUGGAAUCCUUGGUUGCCUCAACGAGGAGCAGGCGAUUUUGCCAUGUGUUGUGCGCUCAAUCGAAUGGAAGACCAGGCCCCAGGGCCCCGGACGCAAAACGUGCCGAAGACGAAGGGCAUAGGUAUAUAUC